Messenger RNA from Athene cunicularia (burrowing owl), 1848 nucleotides. RefSeq names its product G protein-coupled receptor 1 (gene CMKLR2). The transcript is spliced from 3 exons. Gene Ontology annotation, cellular component: plasma membrane. Gene Ontology annotation, biological process: positive regulation of cytosolic calcium ion concentration; complement receptor mediated signaling pathway; inflammatory response. The coding region runs from base 287 to 1339 and encodes 350 amino acids. The record is from RefSeq and is a predicted model, not a curated record. NCBI's taxonomy places the organism in Eukaryota, Metazoa, Chordata, Aves, Strigiformes, Strigidae. Gene Ontology annotation, molecular function: G protein-coupled receptor activity; complement receptor activity.
GAGUGGAUUUUAAUCGAUGAGGUGUUAAUUCAAACAGUGAGGACAAAGGAGCAGUGAAAAGUUGUUUUGUUUUGGUUUUUUUUUUUAAAUGAACAGAACUGUAAACAGCUGCAUCCUCAAAAGCUUUAUUAGCAGGAAGGCAGUAGCCAAGUGAAGCAGCUGGAAUCACACUGAAGUCACUCUGAACUCUGCAGAUCACUUCAUUCUUCCUUCUGCUACAGAGAUCACGUCCCUGAUUUACAGUGUGUUUCAUUCUUAAGAACUAAACGAGAAACAACUGUGAGACAUGACAUUUGAAGAUUUUGAGAACUACUCUUAUUUCUACGACCUGUCUGAGGAAGAUGAAUCACCCCAGUCCUCCCUCAGCAUUGCCCAUAUGAUUUCCCUCUCCUUUUACAGUGUGGCAUUUCUGCUGGGAGUGCCAGGUAAUGCCAUUGUCAUCUGGUUUAUGGGCUUUAAGUGGGAUAAAUCUGUUUCUACCCUCUGGUUUCUCAAUCUGGCCAUUGCAGAUUUCAUUUUUGUUCUCUUCCUGCCCUUCUAUAUCACAUACGUGGCAAUGGGCUUCCACUGGCCUUUUGGGAAGUGGCUCUGCAAAAUGAACUCAUUCAUUGCACUACUUAAUAUGUUUGCCAGUGUUUUCUUCUUGACGUUCAUCAGCCUUGACCGCUACAUCCGCCUAGUCCACCCAGUCUUUUCCUACAAGUAUCGGACUGUAAGGAACACCCUCAUUCUUAGUGGGAUCAUUUGGAUGUCAGCUGCAAUUAUUGGUGGCCCUGCCUUAUACUUUAGAGACACAGCUACAGUUCUCGACAAUGUCACCAUUUGCUACAACAACUUCCACGUUCAUGACAGAGAACUUAUUUUGCUGACACAUCACAUUCUCAUUUGGGUGAGGCUUGCAUUCGGUUACCUCUUUCCUCUAGUGACCAUGGUCAUUUGCUACUCCUUGCUGAUUGUCAAAGUGAAGAGAAGAACUGUAUUGACUUCCAGCAGGCUAUUCUGGACCAUCAUUGCUGUAGUUGUAGCUUUUUUUGUUUGCUGGACACCGUACCACAUAUUCAGCAUUGUGGAGCUGUCUGCUCACCAUGAUGAAAACUUGCAUGACUUACUGCAGGAUGGCAUUCCCCUCUCCACUGGCCUUGGUUUCAUCAACAGUUGCCUCAAUCCAAUCCUCUAUGUUCUGAUUAGCAAAAAGUUCCAGGCCCAGGUCAAGACAACAGUCUCUGAGGUGCUAAAAUUGGCACUGUGGGAGGUGAGCCGCUCAGGAACUGUCAGCGAGCAGCUGUGGAGCUCGGACAACACCCAUGCACCUGUGCACUAUUGUGAAACUGCUCAGUGACUGCUUUUGCCACCAGCCCUCUCAAAACAGCUGACAGGAGACUUGGAGGUGUUCUUGACUUCACAUCUGCCAGUCAGAUGUGCAUCCUUGCAUAUACAGUUUUAUGUAAACAGCUGGCUUAAUUGCACUUGCUGCUUUCCUUGAAAGGCGUUUAAAGGACACAUCAUUGGGUGUGGUGUACUUGCAGUGCACACACAGCCUGAACUGAAAGUUGUCAGCAUAAGUGGAAUUGCUCUAACUGGGCUUUUGAUCAGGAAUGUUGUUGUAAUCCUGUUGUUUUGUUGUGGUUCCAUACCUCACUGAUAUCAAAAGAGCACAUAAUAAAAAUACUCUGAUGAAGGCAUUCUCAUCCAAGAGGUCACAGCCAUACAUCAGUGAGUCAUGAGUCUCAUGACUGUCUAGUAUUGCAUUAAGUAGGAAUCAGCUGGCUACAUCCCACCUAAGUGAAGGUAUUGGUGGUUCCACUCUGCAGAUGGAAAAGAAUCCUAAAACAGAGAACACUGAAUUGC